Messenger RNA from Mustela erminea (ermine), 3688 nucleotides. It is a transcript of the gene PHYHD1, whose product is annotated as phytanoyl-CoA dioxygenase domain containing 1. The transcript is spliced from 11 exons. The record is from RefSeq and is a predicted model, not a curated record. Bases 2421 to 3302 code for a protein of 293 amino acids. NCBI's taxonomy places the organism in Eukaryota, Metazoa, Chordata, Mammalia, Carnivora, Mustelidae.
CCGCCGAGAGUCACUGUGGGAGAGCCAGCUCCUGGCCCCUUUGGGAGCCUGCUGAAUGUGCUGGGGUCAAGGACAGAGGCUCAGGGAGAUGGGUGGAGCUGCCUUCAAAUCAUAGCUCGGCCACAGCUUCCUCGUUUGUAACAUCAGGCUAGUAUAUGCAACCUUGUAGGACUGUUCUGAGGCUUACCUGAUGAUGACUUGGUAGUGGGGCUGGCUUUCAGUGCCCAGUAACUGGUCAGUCUUCCACCUGGACCAGUGAGGUUUGCGGUGGGCUGACCUGGGGACCCAGGGGCAGGGGGCUUUUGGCGAAGAAGAAAGGCCAAUCCCCUCUGAGACCCUCCUGUCCAGUCUGGUACCCCCUUACCGACUCCCACUCCCCCACCCAGUCUUGGGGCCACCCUGCGCCACCAGGAGCAGUCGUGUUGGACCUGGAGCUGGUUAGCUCUUGGAAAAAACAAACAAACAAACAAAACAAAACAAUGCAAACCCACCUCCCAAAGCCUGACCUGGAUAAAUGAGCAAAUCGAGGAGGCCCAGCCCCUCCUUCUCCCGUCUGAGCCCCCCUGCGGGCUGUCCCCUCCAAACUUCAAUAGUGUAGUCAUUCCACAGAUGACAACAGCAGUUUGGACAACGGGGAAGCUCAAAAUAAGAACUACCCUCAUAUUUCACCCAGAACAGUCCCCCCAGCUAACUUCUGGUGAACAGCUAGCUGAUGGGCGCUUUCAGUGAGUCCCGGGCCCUGUGCCGAAUCUCUUUAUCGGCAGGUAAGUAUUCCUCCUUCCUCCUUUCGAGAGGUUAUCCCCAAACUACAGAUGGAGAAAACAAGGCCCAGGUCUGGACUCAAACCCAGUUUGCCUCAUGAAGCCUCCACUAUAAGCUGUCGGUGGGGACUCCCAGGGGAGCUCCUGGCCCAUGGGAUGGGGACCCUUGCUGUGCCCCUGACACAUGGCGGGGGUCCCUGUAGUGGACAGCUGCGUCAGAUGAGGCCAGGACAGCUGGGAAUGGGCCUUGCCUCAAGUGAGCUGAGUCUCCUAGAAGACAAACUAUGCCUGCCCUCCUCACCCAGCCGGACUCUUCAGAACCUCUUCCCCAUUCUCAGGAACCUGGCCACCCCUCUCCCUAGCCUUUGGGAAUUGGGACCGAGCAGUCACUCCCAGUGCGGUGGCCCAGAAAACAUGACUUGACUUGGGGCCAAGGCUCCUAAAGGCUGAGCUCAUGUCCCCACACUCACUCCCAAGACAUUCUGUCCCUUCGCCAUUCAGAAAAAUGUCAUUUCGGGGAGGGCCAAUGACCAGUUUUCAGGAGCUACAGCCAGAAUGGCCCUGCUGGGCAGGCCAUGGCGGCUGUAGUCCUGGCUGGUGGAUUUGAGACACCCAACAUCUUGGGCCGGGGAACAGGAACAUGGUUUUCCCCUCAUUCUGGAGACCCAGGUUCCCGGUUGUAUCCCCUUCCUCUUUCUUCCUUUCUUUGUUUUUGUUUUUGUUUAGGCUUAUUUACCUAAGUAAUCUCUGCACCCUUUGUGGGGACUGAACUCAGGGCCCAGAGGCAAGAGUCACAUGCUUUUCCAACUGUGCCAACUAGGUGCCCCCAGCCCCUUCCCUUCUCUAAGAUUUCCCUUUAUCUGCUGUCUUCCUCUGAGCUGUAAGCUGACCCUUCCAUCUUUCCCUAAUCCUCCCAAGACGGACAGAGUUUCUGGGGAUCAGAGCUGGGAGGGGCCCAGACAAUUCUCUGAGGACCUUUUCCACCUCUGGAACGCAAAGCCACUUGCCCCAGUCCAACCUGUCUGAUGUGCAAGUCCCCCAGGCCCACCCUGUGUCCCCCCCACCCUACACUGAUGCUGGUGGCCUGGGGAUUUUCUAAUCCACACAUGAAGUCCAGAGAGAGGCUGACAUUUCUGCUUGCUUCAGCAGUACAUAUGCUAAGAAACAGACAGGGGCUGACAUUUGUCAGAGGUCACAGUGAGUCAUGGUGCCUAGGAUCAGGGAUCCUUCGGCCUCCCCAGCUUCUUCGCGCUGACACCCCUCGAAUACAAUUUCUAGGCACCUGGUAAGCAGCCAGAAGGGGGCGGUUUCUGCAAAACAACUGGGACGGAGCCAUUAAAAACCACGAAGGAGAUUGGAAAGGGCUAAUCCUAGAUUAACUAGGGGGAUGGACCCAGGGUAUUGGGCUGGGGCAGAGGCAAGGGCCCCAUCCAGGUACAGAAGUGACUUGGGGUGGGGGGGGACAGUGUGUGCUUGGGGGAAGGGUUGGGGGUUGGGAUUGGGCUUCCUCUGGGUGGGAAAGGGUUAAGUCCUCCUCCGUCUCCCAGGCUCCAGCACUUUGCACCCGUCACCCCUUAUUAGGCACUUCCAAACUGCUUAAUUUGUACUUUCUCCUCUCGGGCCUCCGGCAACAGCAGCGGCACCCAGAGCCUCAACCUCAUGUCCUGCCUGAGUCCCUCGCAGCUCCAGAAGUUUCAGGAGGAUGGAUUCCUGGUGCUGGAAGGAUUUUUCUUUGCGGAUGAAUGUGCCGUCAUGCAACAGAGGAUUGGCAAGCUAGUGGCUGACAUGGAUGUCCCUGUCCACUGCCGCAUAGAAUUUUCUACCCAGGAAGAGGGGCAGCUGAGAACCAAAGGCCAGGGUGACAAAGACUAUUUCUUGAGCAGUGGUGACAAGAUUCGCUACUUCUUUGAGAAAGACGUUUUCGACGAGAAAGGAAAUUUCCUGGUCCCUCCGGAGAAAUCCAUCAAUAAAAUUGGCCACGCUCUGCAUGCCUAUGACCCUGUCUUCAGGAGUGUCACACACUCCCCCAAGGUGCAGGCCUUGGCCAAAAGUCUGGGCUUCCAGAUGCCCGUGGUCGUGCAGAGCAUGUACAUCUUCAAGCAACCUCACUUUGGUGGCGAAGUCGACCCUCACCAGGACUCCACCUUCCUGCACACGGAGCCGCUGGGCCGGCUGCUGGGCCUGUGGAUAGCGCUGGAGAAUGCCACUCUGGAGAACGGCUGCCUCUGGUUCAUCCCAGGCUCCCAUACCGGUGGGGUGUCAAGAAGGCUGGUACGGACCAGUGAUGGCUCGAAGCCUGACGUCAGCUUCCUCGGGUCAGAGCCUGUCCGGGAUGCCAGCCUCUUUGUGCCCACCCCAGCGCGGAGAGGGGACCUCGUCCUAAUUCACGGGGAAGUGGUACACAAGAGUGAGAAGAACCUCUCCGACCGCUCACGCCACGCCUAUACUUUCCACCUCAUGGAGAGCUUGGGCACUGUCUGGAGCCCGGAGAACUGGCUCCAGCCCUCAGCUGAGCUGCCCUUUCCCCCACUGUACACCUGAGCGCCCUCUCCGGGCUGGGCCUGGCCCCUCUAGGGGAAGCUGUGGGCCCCACGUACCAGCGCCUCCCCGCUGCCCAGCUGCCAAGGGGAAGUCGAAUCUGUCCCCCUGCGCUUUCUUCCUGCCAGGGUCUGUGCCCCUCAGCCCUGCAGACAGAAGGGCGGGAGGUCACCAGCGGGCAGCAGGAGCCCCCGGUGGGACGGUUGGCUUUCGGGAGACCUCCCUCUCUCUGCCUCUCUCCUGCCCCACCCCAGCCUCCCCUAGGGGAGGCAGCCUUUCACCAUGAAAGCAUUCUGGCCACUUCUCUGCUAGCUUCCCACUGUUCUCUCCUCUCAGAUGCAAUUCAGAUUAAUAUGGUACAAGACAUACAAUAAAACCAACUUCUGGAU